Macrosteles quadrilineatus (aster leafhopper) is the source of this 1325-nucleotide messenger RNA. Its product is annotated as aquaporin AQPAn.G-like. NCBI's taxonomy places the organism in Eukaryota, Metazoa, Arthropoda, Insecta, Hemiptera, Cicadellidae. Gene Ontology annotation, molecular function: water channel activity. Gene Ontology annotation, biological process: transmembrane transport. Gene Ontology annotation, cellular component: plasma membrane. The transcript has 6 exons. The coding region runs from base 72 to 923 and encodes 283 amino acids. The record is from RefSeq and is a predicted model, not a curated record.
GUAUAGCGUAUAGCGUAUAGUGAAGCGUAUAUACGUAGCGUAUAGUGGACAGUGCAGUGUGUGUGAUCGUGAUGGAUGAGAGGAAAAUUGAAAUAGUCAAUGGUGCGAGCAAAAGGGAGGAAUACGAGAAAAAACAAGAUGUAUGGUCCAGACUGCGAGGGGACGACUUCAGUCCCCUGGACUCCGCCAAGGCCCGCAACCUGCUGAACCUCUGCGUGGCCGAGAUGCUCGGCACAGCCACAUUCGUCGGCCUCGGUUGCAGCAGUCUCAUCGGCAACAUAGAAGGGACAGAGUCUCAUUUGAGUCAUCUCAACAUCGCCCUCACAUUCGCUUGCGGCAUCGCCCUCGUCGUCAUGGUAUUUGGCCAUGUUUCGGGAUGCCACGUCAACCCAGCUGUUUCCCUAUCAGCUGUUAUAUUCGGUAAUUUAUCUUUGCCAAGAUUCUUCCUUUACGUCAUCAGCCAAUGUCUGGGAGCGACUUUGGGAACAGCUGCAGUCAAGAUUAUCUCGCCUUGGUACUGCACGGAGGGCAGUUUCUGCGUGACCACCCCCACCCCCGCUGUAGGCACGUCGGCAGCGCUCCUAGCGGAGGCAAUGUGUACCGGUAUCCUGGUCUGGGCGGUCAACGCUGCUUGGGACCCGCGCUGUCAGGACAAGCAUGACUCUCUGCCUGUCAAGUUCGGACUGGUCAUCAUAGCCUUGGUCCUGCCUGGGGCUAAAUACUCAGGAGGCAGUAUGAACCCUGCGAGAAGUUUCGGACCCGCUCUACUCGCUGGAAACUUCACAGACCACUGGGUGUACUGGGUCGGCCCUCUGACGGGUUCCACCAUAGCUUCGCUUAUCUACAAGACCUUCUUAUCAGAGGUCAAACCCAAGGUCACACCCACCAGCCUGGAGGUUACAGAAGAAAUGCAACCCUUGUAAAGCACUUGGACUAAGGACUCAAGAUCUCACUGACAUGAAUUUAUUUUUAUAAAAUACAUUUUGACAAAUAAAUACUCUUAGUAAUUAGUCAUUGCAUUUAAACAUAUUUCAGAACAAACAUAGUUUGAUGUUGUUUCUUUAAUGAGGUAUAUGAAAGUGCGUUAUUACAUGGUGUGGUAUAAUUUAAAAUAAAAAUAAUCCUUGUAAUAUGUUGAAAAAUAUGUUAAGAAACAGUUAUAGAUGAAUGUAUUUCAUAUACAUGCCAAUAGUAUACUAUUUUUACUAUAUUAUAUUUUAGUUUAAUGCGGAAUGUACUAAAGUUGUAAAGUUCAUAAUUGUCUUAAGAUUAGUUUUGAUUAAAAUUAUAACAUAGAAACAUAAAGUUUGAUUGAAUUUAAAAGU